Molecule: messenger RNA, 1611 nt
Organism: Aspergillus versicolor CBS 583.65
Lineage: Eukaryota; Fungi; Ascomycota; Eurotiomycetes; Eurotiales; Aspergillaceae
Exons: 2
Coding region: 1-1611 (536 amino acids)
Source: RefSeq, a predicted model, not a curated record
AUGAAGCUUCAACUACUGGCAUUCGCUGCGGUGGCUCUAGCAGCUCUAGAGAAACGUGCGCCCUCCGUCGAGAUCGCCAAUGGAACCAUUAUCGGUGGAAGCAGCGACAACGUCGAGUUCUUCAAGGGAAUCCCAUUUGCGCAGCCCCCGGUGGGUAAUCUGCGAUUCCAGCGUCCGAAGCCAUUCGAUUCGAACUUUGGCGAGUUAGAUGGCACCAAGACCGCAUCCGUGUGUGUGCAGGCCGACGGUUCUACCGGGUCCGAGGACUGCCUGAAGCUUCUUGUCCUUCGUCCAGCCACCCGCCCCAGCACCAAAAAGCUGCCCGUGGUCGCGUUUAUCCACGGCGGUUCCUUUGCCGCCGGCGGUGCCGAAGAUGGGAACGACGGCACCACGCUGGUCGCGAAGGCAGCCGAAAUGGACCUGCCGUUUAUCUUUGUCUCCAUCCAGUACCGCCUUGGUGCGUUCGGCUUCUUGCCGGGCAAGGAGAUGGUUGGCAAUGCGAACUUGGGACUGCGUGAUCAGCGACUGGCUAUCGAAUGGGUCCAUGCAUUAACCACGGAAUUGGAUACAGAUAACAUCGCUGCAUUCGGCGGGGACCCGGACAAAGUGGUUCUCUACGGCUUCAGUGCAGGGUCAAUGUCCACACUAGAUCACACAGUGAUCAACGGAGGCAACGCCGACGGUCUUUUCCGCGGCGUCAUGCUGGGAUCAGGGUCUAUUUUGCCUGCCCUUCCUGUAGACCACCCCAAGGCCCAAGACGUGUAUGACACGGUGGUUUCUCGCGCAGGCUGCAGUUCCAGCGGUACUAAUAAUAGCCUUGACUGCCUGCGAGCACUGGACGCCAAAGUGCUGCAAAAGGCCGCAUACAGCCUGAGUACAGAAUAUGGCCACUUGGGCAUCAACCUGCCUUAUUUCCCGCGUCCUGAUCCCUCAGACGAAUUCUUCGCCGUCAGCCCUGACGCCGCCAUUAGCCAGGGUAAAUUCGCCAAAGUGCCCGUGCUGAGCGGAGACACAGAAGACGAGGGCACCUUGUUCGCGUUGACGCAGGCAAAUAUCACCACCGACGCAGAGCUGAAGGAUUACAUAGCCACCUAUUUCCCGGGCCACGAGCAAGACAGCAAAACUCUAGUCUCCAAGUACCCCGACGACAACGGGAUAAGUGGUUCCCCAUACCGCACCGGGCUCGAGUACAACGUCUUUGGCCAGUUCAAGCGCCUCGCGGCGAUCCUGGGCGAUCUUGCCUUCAUCUUUGAACGCCGCUUCCACCUGCAGCAUGUCUGCUCGCAUGUGCCAUGCUAUUCGUAUCUGAACUCUGCCAUUCAUGGCUCCAACCCUCUCGGCUCCUUCCACGGCUCGGAUGGGAUGGUGCUGCUCUCCAAUGUCUCGACUGUCCCGGCUCAGACCCAGCAGCGCUAUGCGAUAUCAUUUAUAAGCACCCUUGAUCCCAAUGGCGGUGGAAUAUCCAGCCCGCUGAUCCAGUGGCCAAAGUAUACCCCGUCCGACGCUCAGCUGGUCCAUGAGGAGGGAUUUAAGAAUGAGCUUACCACAGAUGACUUCCGAGCUAAGCAGUAUGACUUUUGGAGCGAGAAUAUUGAGAACUUCCGUCUCUAG